GGAUGCCCUGAGCAGGCAAGAUGGCGGACAAGGGCGGGGGUCUUCUCCUGUCCGGCAAUGUUGGGAGCGCAGCGUUGUGUCUGGGCCGGGAUCUGGAAGCUGGACCCAACCUAAGUGGAGUGACCAUCGUGGGGCCCGAGGAGCUAAGCCCCGUGCCCGUCCCCAUGAAUCUCUUUGCCACUUGGGAAGUGGACAGAUGCUCGCCCAGCUGUGUGCCCAGACUUUGCAGUUUAACCCUGAAGAAGCUGCUGGUGCUGAGAGAACUGGACCGAGACCUCAGCUCUGUCGUCAUCGCCGUAAAGCUGCAGGGAUCUAAGCGAGUUCUGCGCUCCAAUGAGUAUCACCUGCCCCCUUGUGGAGUGAUGGAGACUGAGCUGGAGCUUACGUUCUCCCUACAGUAUCCACACUUCCUGAAGAGAGACGCCAACAACUUGCAGAUCAUGUUACAGCGCAGGAAGCGAUACAAGAACCGAACCAUCCUGGGCUACAAGUCCCUGGCAAUUGGGGUCAUUAACAUGGCAGAGGUGAUGCAGCAUCCUACUGAGGGGAUGAAGGUUCUGGACCUCCACAGUAACAGGAAAGAUCCUGCUAUCCGAGUGGCAGAAAUCAGCAUCUUCUCCCUGUCCAGCCAGCCCAUUGAUCAUGAGGAGGUCACCACAGUGACCCGGCCAAAGAUCAAGGGCCUGGGUAAGAAAUCCUUAAGUAUGGCAAUGGCAUACUGGGCCCUGGAGGGACACAUACUGGGUAUGGGGGAGAAUACACUGGGGGUGGGGAGGGCAAACCGUACCUGGGAGCGGAGUCUAAGGUGCAGCUGAUUUACACCAGAGCCC
This is a messenger RNA of Hyla sarda, 830 nucleotides long. Its product is annotated as phosphofurin acidic cluster sorting protein 1-like. The transcript is spliced from 5 exons. Bases 21 to 815 code for a protein of 264 amino acids. Gene Ontology annotation, biological process: protein localization to plasma membrane. Lineage: Eukaryota; Metazoa; Chordata; Amphibia; Anura; Hylidae. The record is from RefSeq and is a predicted model, not a curated record. Gene Ontology annotation, molecular function: transmembrane transporter binding.